AUGACGCAAAAAGAAUUAUAUAUCCGUAUCAUCGAAUUAGUACUGCCACAAGCGUGUCAACAUAUCUCUCACGAACUCGCAAUUGGUUUCAAAGACGAAACUGAGCUAAAAAUUCAAGUUCAAAAUAAUCAACAUGUUUCUAUCCCAGAGCAUUUCAAAAUCCCCGUAAAUAAUCCAAUCGGGACAGUUCUCUUCAAAAUUAUCGGGAAUGGAGAGCUCAAAUCUUACGCUAAGAUGAACAUUCAGAUUCUCCCAUUGAAUGCUGUUAGUCGUUUGAACUUAAAAAUGAAGCCUCAAGAUGAGAUCCACAAAGACAUUGAUGUUGUCAUUGAAGCUCACCUUGCUGACGCUGAAGUUAGCCCAUUCUUCGGCCCAAUUAGUCCAAAAUUGCAGUCCCAAUCGAUCCAAAUUAAAUACAAGAACGGCAAGACAACAAUAAGGGAACAAAAGAUCAAGAUUAAUUCACCAAAAACUAUUCGUCCUUGUUCUAGUUCUCCAGAUGUCAAGAGGAAAAAGAAUGUUGAUCAGCCUCUUACCCCACCGUUCCCCCGCGGAUCAUUCUCUUCGAACACGGUGUAA
This is a messenger RNA of Trichomonas vaginalis G3, 579 nucleotides long. RefSeq lists its product as uncharacterized. Bases 1 to 579 code for a protein of 192 amino acids. NCBI's taxonomy places the organism in Eukaryota, Parabasalia, Trichomonadida, Trichomonadidae. The transcript has a single exon. The record is from RefSeq and is a predicted model, not a curated record.